Molecule: messenger RNA, 784 nt
Organism: Medicago truncatula (barrel medic)
Lineage: Eukaryota; Viridiplantae; Streptophyta; Magnoliopsida; Fabales; Fabaceae
Product: abscisic acid and environmental stress-inducible protein
Exons: 2
Coding region: 53-535 (160 amino acids)
Source: RefSeq, a predicted model, not a curated record
UAGUUUUCUCAUCGUUCACUACCAAAUAUUACAUUUGAACAGAUAUUGAACAAUGGAUUCGAAAAAGGCAAUCCUCAUCCUAGGCCUCUUGGCUAUGGUUCUUCUUAUUUCUUCAGAAGUCUCAGCCAGGGACUUAACUGAAACUACCUCUGAUGCCAAAAAGGAAGUUGUUGAAAAGACUAAUGAAGUAAAUGAUGCCAAAUAUGGUGGUGGUUACAAUGGUGGAGGUUACAACCACGGUGGUGGUUACAAUGGAGGAGGUUACAACCACGGUGGGGGUGGAUACAACAAUGGUGGAGGUUACAACCACGGUGGUGGUGGAUACAACAAUGGUGGUGGAUACAACCAUGGUGGAGGUGGUUACAACGGUGGUGGCUACAACCAUGGUGGAGGCGGUUACAAUGGUGGUGGCUACAACCAUGGUGGAGGCGGUUACAACCACGGUGGAGGUGGUUGCCAAUACCAUUGCCAUGGCAGGUGCUGCUCGCAUGCUGAAUUUGUUGCCAUGCAAGCUAAGGACAAUACUCAAAACUGAUCAUAAUGCUAUGAUCAUGCAUGAUGCACUCUUUCUAGUACUAAAUUCCAUGAAUAAAUAAUGUUGUGUGUUGAUCAAAAAAAGGCACAACAAUUUCAAGUUGUUGUGUAUUAUCUAUCUUGUCACUAUAUGUAAUAUAGAUAUUUCAUUAGUGGAAAUCAUGUAUAAAUUUGCAACAAUCUAUGUAUUUUGUGACGAUGAUGAGCGUUUCCAAAAAAUGAAUGUGUUAUCAUGUGUAUUACGUUGUUA